UAAAACCUCGAACGCGCUCGCCCUUCUCGUAAACGGGAGAGGGAGAGAGAGAGAGAGAGGGGAUCAGGAAAUGGCGCAAGCUAUGGCGUCGAUGGCUGGCUUACGUGGCUCAUCUCAGGUGGUACUCGAGGGAAGUCUCCAGCUCAGCGGCUCGAGCCGGCUGGCACUGCCGGGGAACUAUAGGGUGUCCGUGGGCCGGGCCGGCCUGACGGUGAGGGCCCAGCAAGGUACGGCAGAGGGCGAGGGAGUGGGUGUGGCUCAGAGUGGGCGUCGAGCGGUGCUGGGGCUCGUAGCCGCCGGGUUUGCCGGCGGGUCAGUCGUCAAGGCCGUGCUCGCGGAGGCGAAGGGGAUCAAGGUGGGCCCACCUCCCCCACCCUCCGGUGGGCUCCCUGGGACCCUAAAUUCGGACGAGCCGAGAGACCUUGACCUUCCACUGAAGGAAAGAUUCUACCUGCAACCACUUGCUCCAGCAGAAGCUGCAGCAAGGGCGAAAGAGUCAGCAAAGGACAUUGUGAACCUUAAGGAAUUGAUAGACAAGAAGCAAUGGCCCUACGUCCAAAAUGACCUUCGUCUCAAGGCCUCUUACCUCCGCUUUGACCUAAAUACUGUUAUCUCAGCAAAGCCCAAAGAAGAGAAGAAGCCCCUCAAGGAGCUCGCUGGGAAGCUCUUUGCCACAAUUGCUGAGCUGGAUCAUGCAGCGAAGAUCAAGAAUGUACCAGAAGCCCAGAAGUACUAUGCAGAAACCAAAUCUGCCCUCAAUGAUGUCCUUGCCAAACUAGGCUAGAAGAAGGCUAUCUCUGUUGUGUAUUGUUAACCUUCUCUUUACUCUUUGUCAAUAUCAAACUAGUUAUGGACGUGAUUCCUAGUAAUAGAGUAUUCCAAAUGUUGGUUAUCUA
Molecule: messenger RNA, 896 nt
Organism: Elaeis guineensis (African oil palm)
Lineage: Eukaryota; Viridiplantae; Streptophyta; Magnoliopsida; Arecales; Arecaceae
Product: oxygen-evolving enhancer protein 3-2, chloroplastic
Biological process (GO): photosynthesis; photosynthetic electron transport chain
Cellular component (GO): chloroplast; photosystem II oxygen evolving complex; extrinsic component of membrane
Molecular function (GO): calcium ion binding
Source: RefSeq, a predicted model, not a curated record